Molecule: messenger RNA, 1745 nt
Organism: Ixodes scapularis (black-legged tick)
Lineage: Eukaryota; Metazoa; Arthropoda; Arachnida; Ixodida; Ixodidae
Product: acetylcholinesterase-like
Exons: 3
Coding region: 1-1662 (553 amino acids)
Biological process (GO): acetylcholine catabolic process; choline metabolic process
Cellular component (GO): plasma membrane
Molecular function (GO): acetylcholinesterase activity
Source: RefSeq, a predicted model, not a curated record
AUGAAGGGGCAGAGGAUGGCCUACCUGAUGCUGUUCUCCUGCGUGACACUUUUGGUUGCGGCUCACGCUGUCGACGACGGGGGAGGACCCGUCGUACACACAACGGCCGGCCGUGUGAGGGGUUUCCGACAGCAGCUGAAUGGAAAAGUUGUUAAUUCAUUCACCGGCAUUCGGUAUGGCAAGGCCCCAGUCGGUGCACUUCGUUUUCGGAAGCCGCAGCCCGCGGAGUCGUGGACCGGUAUUGCGGAUGCAACUCAACCGGCUCCAGCUUGCAACCAAGUCAACUUCGAUCCGUGGUCAAUAGCACAAGACAGCCGUGCUCAUACUGAAGACUGUCUGUUCCUGAACGUCUGGAGCCCGGCAAGGAACAAAAAUACUUCGGACCUUGCGGUUAUGGUGUGGAUCCACGGGGGCGCAUUCCAAUUCGGCUCGUCCUCUUUGAGUAUCUAUGACGGUGCAUUUCUGGCAGCCUACGGUGAUGUUGUCAUUGUUUCCAUGAACUACAGACUGGGAGCCUUGGGCUUUUUGAACGGGGGAACGCAAAAUGUUCCUGGAAAUCAGGGGCAUCUGGACCAGUCGCUUGCGUUACAUUGGGUAAGGGACAACAUAGGCGCUUUUGGAGGAGAUCGAGGGAGUGUUACCCUUUUUGGGGAAAGCGCCGGGUCAGUGUCCGUAGAGUUUCACCUCCUCUCACCAGACUCCAAAGCACUAUUUCAGAGGGCUAUUAUGCAGAGUGGAGCUUUAUGUAGUCAUACACAGAGGGCCAAUGACCCCAGGCUACUCAUGAAACUGCAUAGGUUUGCCGUGCACCUGAAUUGUACCAAUUCUCCGGAACCUGACUUUCCUCUCCAAAUGAAUGUGAUAGAGUGCUUGCGACGGUCAGAUCCUGAACAUCUACAAGUAGCGGAAAGGUCGAUCUGUCCCAGUGAGGUAUGCUUCCGGACAGUCUUUGGGGUGCCCUCCCUGCAGAGUGAACCCUGUACAACUGAGUAUCAAGGGAACAAAGACAUAUUGAUCGGUCACGUGGUUAACGAAGGUGGAAUGCUAGUUUACGGAUCUUUUCCGGCUGUGUUCCAAGCUGGCUCGCCCCAAAAUUUGACGAAAACGGAGACGGUCUUUUUACUAGCUCCUUUGUUAUCCCCUCCAAGUCCCGAACUUCUAGACGAGCUUCACAACCUUUAUACUCGUGACAUCGAAGACACUGACUUCGAGAAGCUGAGACGAGCUAUUCAAGAUGCUUGGGGUGACAGGAUUAUAACCUGCCCAUCAAAGGAAACUUCAGUGAGGUUGUCAAGUAAUUCAGAUAAUUCAGUCUUCUAUUACAUACUGAACCACACUUCUUCGAGUUCGUCCCAGAAGCCCUGGAACGGGAUGUCACACCUCGACGACGUCCUCUACGUCUUUGGAAGACCGGUUGUGCAGAAGGCGUCUUCUGAUGACCAGAAUUACAGCAAGAAAUUAAUGGGUUUAUGGACUUCAUUUGCGAAGUAUGGGAAGCAACAUCUCGUGGAGGCGUACCAAUGGCCACAGCUUUUGCCUGGUAAUCUUGCUGCCCUGAAGAUCACGAACAGACCGCCUGAGCAGACAACGCUCAACUUGGGAGAUCGUUGCCGUUUUUGGAGUAGAGUGUAUUUGCUUCAGAACCAGUAUGAUCACUCGUAAACUCCCAGAGGGAUGUCGGACGGCUCAAAAAAGAAGAAUGAGAUGUGCGCAGACACAAUAAAGUUUCUAAUUGCCACUGGAAG